Messenger RNA from Lottia gigantea (owl limpet), 954 nucleotides. RefSeq lists its product as hypothetical. Bases 1 to 954 code for a protein of 317 amino acids. NCBI's taxonomy places the organism in Eukaryota, Metazoa, Mollusca, Gastropoda, Lottiidae. The record is from RefSeq and is a predicted model, not a curated record. The transcript is spliced from 5 exons.
AUGUUACCAGAUCACAACCAGUUUACUUAUUCCAUACAAAGACAAACAUUUUAUAAACAUUUUAUGGGUGUUAUUGUGACUUUAGUAGAACUCAAUUUAACAACCGAUAAAGGAAGAAUACUUACUAGAAUCAAACUGUUAUGUUGGUGUUUAAGAGUAGGACCUAAUGAUUUAAGUGCCUUUGCCAUGCCCUUGAUGGAUUCGGAUUAUACGGAAGGAGCAGGUGCUAUGGAAGACGAUUUUCGACAACGUUCAGGCUCAGGUGGUAUCAAGUCUCUCUUUGGAACAAAACCACGACAACGUAAUAAAUCAGGUGAUGAACUGAAAGGAGAUAAAAAUAGCUCACCAACAUCUGGAAGUAAGAUGAAAAAUUUCUUUGAGAGUAUUCGACCGCGCUCUAAAUCAGAUGUGUCUGGAAUGAAAAAACCUGGAAAAAAGGCAGCAGCUGCCGCACAAAAUAUGGACCGAUCAAUGGACGAAUCAACUUUAGCACCACAGUUAAAUUCACAUGGUGCUGUAAAUUCUUCAGUCUCGCAAGGAGCAACUUCUCAUGGGGCAGCAGCCGUCACACCUGUGCCGAAAGGACCGUCUAAAACAUUGACACCUAUGAGUGAAAUAUUGGAAGGUCAAAUGUAUAACUUUGGAGAUAAAAUGACAGAGAGAAAUCGCCAUAAAUCAGGACCAGCAACUCCUGUUGAACAGUUUAUGAGUAAAUUUCGUAAUCGGUCUAAUUCGGAUUCUAAGCCUAAGAAACCUACACCAACAUCACCACAUGAGAAAACAUUGAGUCCACCUUCCAGUCCAAAACCACAUCUAGACGUCAGUGGUGACCAUUCCACACUAGUCAAACACAGGAGAAGAGACUUCAGAAAUGAAGUCAAUGAUAGUGGUAUACAUAUACAUGUAUAUAUAAAGGUGAUACACAGACCUACUCAUGCCAUGUCUGCUUUCUAA